AGACAGGCAGCCGGCGACGGCGGCGUCAGCGCUGAUUAACCGCGUAACUCUCCGAAAUUACUCCUCGCCGGAUAUUCAUAAUUAUUAGUCGCUUAGCGAAAAAACGGUAGGAGAGGGAACGUAUAACCCUGACCUCUGCUCAGAGAUAUGAGCGGCAGCGGGCGGCCCAGGACCAGCUCGUUUGCUGAGCCGCCAGGUGUUCCAGGAGCCGUCGCAGCGCCCGCCGGAUCAGCCGCUGCCGUGGGGAGCAGCACAGGAAAGUCCGGGGUCGCGCAGGCCUCCGGCAGUAGCUCGUCAGGAUGCUCCAACCUCAAGCUUGCCAGAGACGGUGGGAAGGUGACCACGGUCGUAGCCACGCCCGGUCAGGGACCGGACCGCCCACAGGAAGUGUCCUACACUGACAUCAAGGUCAUCGGCAACGGGUCGUUUGGUGUCGUGUACCAGGCCCGGCUCAUCGACACCUCGGAGAUGGUGGCCAUUAAGAAGGUUCUGCAGGAUAAGAGGUUUAAGAACCGGGAACUACAGAUCAUGAGGAAGCUGGACCACUGCAACAUUGUUCGACUGCGUUAUUUCUUCUACUCCAGUGGCGAGAAGAAAGACGAGGUGUACCUCAACCUGGUCCUGGACUUUGUCCCCGAGACGGUCUACAGGGUUGCCAGGCAUUUUAACAAGGCCAAGAGCAUCAUUCCUAUUAUUUAUGUGAAGGUGUACAUGUACCAGCUGUUUCGCAGCCUGGCGUACAUCCAUUCCCAGGGCGUCUGCCACAGAGACAUCAAGCCCCAGAACCUGCUGGUCGACCCAGAAACCGCCGUCCUGAAGCUGUGCGACUUCGGCAGCGCCAAGCAGCUGGUCCGCGGCGAGCCCAACGUGUCGUACAUCUGCUCACGGUAUUAUCGCGCCCCCGAGCUCAUAUUCGGGGCCACGGACUACACGGCCAACAUCGACAUCUGGUCGGCGGGCUGCGUUCUGGCGGAGCUGCUGCUCGGUCAGCCCAUUUUCCCCGGAGACAGCGGCGUCGACCAGUUGGUCGAGAUCAUCAAAGUACUGGGAACGCCGACGAGGGAACAAAUCCGAGAGAUGAACCCGAACUACACAGAGUUCAAGUUCCCACAGAUCAAAGCUCAUCCAUGGACGAAGGUGUUCAAACCUCGGACCCCCCCGGAGGCCAUCGCUCUCUGCUCGCGGCUGCUGGAGUACACGCCCGCCUCGCGCCUCUCGCCCUUAGAGGCCUGCGCGCACAACUUGUUCGACGAGCUGCGCCAGCCGAACGCGCGGCUGCCGAGCGGCCGGGAGCUGCCGAUGCUCUUCAACUUCAGCACCACAGAACUCUCCAUCCAGCCUCAGCUGAACUCGAUCCUCAUCCCCCCCCACGCUCGCUCGCACACGGUCGUCUCCGUCCACGAUGGUUCCGUCUCAGACUCGUCUCAACACAGUUCAGUUUCUGGAUCCCUGAACAGCAUCUGAAGAUCUGCAAGCUACGCACACGCACACACACACACACACACAGAGCUGUCCUUCAAGCAUCUGUUUCUGUAGAGUAAAAACAAAACAACCGUCGGUUCUUUGGCUGCCGGGACCAAAACAGGAAGAGAUGGUCGGAACGUCGGGGCUGGUCCUCCGAAGUAAAACUUUAUUUUUAAUCAUCAGUUUGUGUUUAUUUAUUUACCUGAAAUAAUCAUCUGGC
Molecule: messenger RNA, 1684 nt
Organism: Nematolebias whitei (Rio pearlfish)
Lineage: Eukaryota; Metazoa; Chordata; Actinopteri; Cyprinodontiformes; Rivulidae
Product: glycogen synthase kinase-3 beta
Exons: 11
Coding region: 148-1464 (438 amino acids)
Biological process (GO): protein phosphorylation; regulation of neuron projection development; negative regulation of canonical Wnt signaling pathway
Cellular component (GO): cytoplasm; cytosol; axon
Molecular function (GO): ATP binding; protein serine/threonine kinase activity
Source: RefSeq, a predicted model, not a curated record